Messenger RNA from Endocarpon pusillum Z07020, 303 nucleotides. RefSeq lists its product as uncharacterized. The record is from RefSeq and is a predicted model, not a curated record. Lineage: Eukaryota; Fungi; Ascomycota; Eurotiomycetes; Verrucariales; Verrucariaceae. Bases 1 to 303 code for a protein of 100 amino acids. The transcript has a single exon.
AUGAAGCGAAGCCUGGUCAUCGCUGUCCUCUUAUUCACCCUCCUACCCGGCUGUACAUUCCUUGGCUGGUGGUUAGCAAGGAAAUUCUUUCAAGAAGAAUUCGACCGGUAUGAUCGUGGGAGGCUGGUAGCAGAUAUUCUCAAUGCGCGGGCAGCAGCAGCACCUAAUGGAGGAGGAGGAGCAGGUGGUAAUGGUGGUGGUGGAGAAGGAGGAAACGGUGCAGCUGCGGCUGCGGCCCCUCCAGCUCCAGCUCCAGAGCCAGCUCCAGAGCCAGAGCCAGCUCCACCUCCAGCGGCAGCUUAG